Molecule: messenger RNA, 2142 nt
Organism: Rhodamnia argentea
Lineage: Eukaryota; Viridiplantae; Streptophyta; Magnoliopsida; Myrtales; Myrtaceae
Product: protein NRT1/ PTR FAMILY 7.3
Exons: 5
Coding region: 139-1932 (597 amino acids)
Biological process (GO): transmembrane transport
Cellular component (GO): membrane
Molecular function (GO): transmembrane transporter activity
Source: RefSeq, a predicted model, not a curated record
CCCCACCUUGAGUUCUGUGAUCCUCCCUCCUCCGCAGAAGUUGCCACCUCCACAUUUCCGAGCACAUUGCCAGAAGCAGCUGCUGCAAAAAACCACACAGAGAGUUUCAGAUUCUCCAGGCGACCCGCUUCAUCAGUAAUGGCCUGCUUGGAAGUGUGUACGGAGGGCAACUACAAGGAGGAAAAAGAGGAAUACACGCUUGAUGGGACCGUGGACUGGGACGGCCGUCCAGCGAUCAAAGCGAAAAGCGGACAGUGGUUUGCCGGAACCAUCAUCUUGUUGAACCAAGGACUAGCAACCUUAGCGUUCUUCGGAGUGGGAGUGAAUCUGGUGCUGUUCCUGACAAGGGUGCUGGGACAAAACAAUGCUGAUGCUGCCAACAGUGUGAGCAAAUGGACUGGCACUGUCUACAUCUUCUCGCUUGUUGGAGCAUUCUUGAGUGACUCCUACUGGGGAAGAUACAAAACUUGUGCUGUCUUUCAAGUCAUCUUUGUCAUCGGUUUGGUAUCGCUAUCACUGUCGUCCUAUUUGUUCCUGGUCCGACCUAGAGGUUGCGGGAAUCAGCAGACGCCGUGCGGAUCGCAUUCGAGCACCGAGAUCACAUUGUUCUACCUCUCCAUCUACCUUGUUGCCCUAGGGAAUGGAGGGUAUCAACCUAACAUAGCUACGUUCGGGGCCGACCAAUUCGAUGAGGAGGAUCCUAGAGAAGGACAUUCGAAGGUGUCCUUCUUUAGCUACUUCUACCUGGCACUGAACCUCGGCUCCCUCUUCUCCAAUACCAUUUUGGGGUACUUCGAGGACGAAGGAAUGUGGGCUCUAGGAUUUUGGGUAUCGGCAGGCUCCGCCUUAGCGGCGCUAGCCCUAUUUCUUGGGGGAACCGCAAAGUAUAGGCACUUCAAGCCAAGCGGAAACCCAAUUUCCCGCUUCAGCCAAGUGAUAGUAGCUGCAUCGAAGAAAUGGAGAGUCGAGAUGGCGCCCGGCGAAGAUGUCCUGUGUGAGGCAGAUGGCAUGGACCGCUCUGACAGUAGCAGCAGAAAGAUCCUCCACACUCAUGGAUUCAAGUUUUUGGAUAGAGCGGCUUAUAUUACAUCAAGAGAUCUCGAGGACCAGAAGCAGGGUCGCUCCAACAGGUGGCGCCUCUGCCCAAUUACUCAAGUGGAAGAAGUCAAGUGCAUACUGAGACUACUACCAAUCUGGCUUUGCACCAUCAUCUAUUCCGUAGUCUUCACGCAGAUGGCCUCGUUGUUCGUGGAGCAAGGAGCAGCCAUGAAAACGACCGUUUUGCACUUCAGAAUCCCUCCGGCUAGCAUGUCCAGCUUUGACAUACUAAGUGUCGCUGUUUUCAUCUUCAUCUACCGAAGGGUUCUCGACCCACUAGUGGGUAAGAUAAGGAAGACCCAUUCGCGAGGGCUCACACAGUUGCAGCGAAUGGGCAUUGGACUGGUUAUCGCGUUUCUGGCCAUGGUCUCUGCAGGAAUCGUGGAGUGCUACAGACUGAAGUAUGCCCGCAAAGACUGCACACGCUGCGAGGGUUCGAGCACCUUGAGCAUAUUAUGGCAGGUCCCACAGUAUGCACUGAUUGGAGCUUCCGAAGUUUUCAUGUACGUUGGUCAACUGGAAUUCUUCAAUGCACAAGCCCCAGAUGGGUUGAAGAGCUUCGGGAGCGCCCUUUGCAUGACAUCAAUCUCGCUAGGAAACUAUGUUAGCAGCUUGCUUGUGAGUAUGGUCAUGAAGAUCUCGACCGAGGAUCACAUGCCCGGAUGGAUUCCAGGGAAUCUAAACAGGGGCCAUCUGGACAGAUUUUACUUCCUCUUAGCUGCCCUAACAAUAGCAGAUUUGAUGGUGUACAUAGCUUGUGCAAAGUGGUACAAGUGUAUCAGAAUGGAAGGAAAAUGCCAAGAAGACAGUGAGCAAGAUAGCUAUGACGUCUAAUUACGUGGCACAACAGCACCGAGGCGACCGGUGCUGCCCCGACUUGCAUAUAUAAGAUGGGAAGAGAGUGAAUAGGUGCAAACAUUGGGGCAGAAUUGCUUCCUAAAAAGGUGGUGCUAGAGAAAGAGAAGCCCUUUUUUUCCAGCUCGGCUAACACCCCUUUCCAUUGCUUUAAUUGAAGAACUCAACCAAUUUGUGUUCCUAAAGCAU